Eucalyptus grandis is the source of this 1635-nucleotide messenger RNA. RefSeq names its product tubulin beta-9 chain (gene TUB2). Gene Ontology annotation, biological process: mitotic cell cycle; microtubule cytoskeleton organization. Gene Ontology annotation, molecular function: GTP binding; GTPase activity; structural constituent of cytoskeleton. Gene Ontology annotation, cellular component: cytoplasm; microtubule. The record is from RefSeq and is marked provisional. Lineage: Eukaryota; Viridiplantae; Streptophyta; Magnoliopsida; Myrtales; Myrtaceae.
GCUCUCGCUCUCUCGAUUCGAGUCCCAUUUUUCGAAUCCGUUGCGCUUCAAUCGUCCGAGCGAAGAUGCGUGAGAUCCUGCACAUCCAGGGCGGCCAGUGCGGCAACCAGAUCGGGGCCAAGUUCUGGGAGGUGGUGUGCGCGGAGCACGGCAUCGAUGCCACGGGGCGGUACCACGGCGACUCGGAGCUCCAGCUGGAGCGGGUCAACGUGUACUACAACGAGGCCAGCUGCGGCCGCUUCGUCCCCCGCGCCGUCCUCAUGGACCUCGAGCCCGGCACCAUGGACAGCGUCCGCUCCGGCCCCUACGGCCAGAUCUUCCGCCCCGACAACUUCGUCUUCGGCCAGUCCGGCGCCGGCAACAACUGGGCCAAGGGCCACUACACCGAGGGCGCCGAGCUGAUCGACUCGGUCCUCGACGUGGUCCGCAAGGAGGCCGAGAACUGCGACUGCCUCCAGGGGUUUCAGGUGUGCCAUUCGUUGGGAGGAGGUACCGGUUCGGGAAUGGGGACGCUGUUGAUCUCGAAGAUCAGGGAAGAGUAUCCCGACAGGAUGAUGCUCACUUUCUCGGUCUUCCCGUCUCCGAAGGUGUCGGAUACUGUUGUGGAGCCCUACAACGCCACUUUGUCCGUGCACCAGCUCGUCGAGAAUGCCGACGAGUGUAUGGUUCUCGAUAAUGAGGCCUUGUAUGACAUUUGCUUCCGCACGCUCAAGCUCACGACUCCUAGCUUUGGAGAUUUGAAUCACUUGAUAUCUGCAACAAUGUCUGGAGUUACCUGCUGCUUGAGGUUUCCGGGGCAACUCAACUCUGAUUUAAGGAAACUUGCUGUGAACCUCAUACCCUUCCCUCGUCUCCACUUCUUCAUGGUGGGGUUUGCUCCGCUUACCUCUCGUGGGUCACAGCAGUACAGAGCCCUCACAGUCCCUGAGCUAACUCAACAAAUGUGGGAUUCCAAGAACAUGAUGUGCGCAGCGGACCCGCGUCACGGGCGUUAUCUCACCGCCUCUGCCAUGUUCCGUGGAAAGAUGAGCACCAAGGAAGUGGAUGAGCAGAUGCUCAAUGUGCAGAACAAGAACUCCUCCUACUUUGUUGAGUGGAUCCCCAACAACGUGAAGUCGACUGUCUGCGACAUUCCGCCCACUGGCCUUAAGAUGGCGUCGACAUUCAUCGGCAACUCGACUUCGAUUCAGGAAAUGUUCAGGCGUGUAAGUGAGCAAUUCACUGCCAUGUUCAGGAGGAAGGCUUUCUUGCAUUGGUAUACUGGGGAAGGAAUGGAUGAGAUGGAGUUUACUGAGGCAGAGAGCAACAUGAACGACUUGGUCUCGGAGUACCAGCAGUAUCAGGAUGCGACCGCUGAUGAUGAGGAGUACGAGGAAGAGGAGGGUGAUUACCAGGAGGAGGAGAUGUAGUGAGGGACAUCCGAUUGGUUGGAGAAGUUGCUAUCAUGUUAUAGCAGCCAUUCUUUCUAACCUCAACUUCCAGUUGCUGGUUUGUAGAAUGUGAAGUUAGUUGAUGAGGGGGGAGAAAACUAAGUACAAUAUUUUAGCUAUUUCUGUAACCUGCAAUUAUGUUAGACAAGAGCCUUGGAAUUCCUAUUAUCUUUUAUAAAUUGAUAUUGCAUUCAGUAAGACUAAA